This is a messenger RNA of Sparassis crispa, 726 nucleotides long. RefSeq lists its product as hypothetical. NCBI's taxonomy places the organism in Eukaryota, Fungi, Basidiomycota, Agaricomycetes, Polyporales, Sparassidaceae. The record is from RefSeq and is a predicted model, not a curated record. Bases 1 to 726 code for a protein of 241 amino acids. The transcript has 3 exons.
AUGUCCAUCCACUUCGAUAGUGAAGCAAGUACGCCGAUGGCGAGGUGCAUGCUGGUGGAUGAGACACUUGACGUGGAACCAGUGCCGAAACUGUUGGACUUUGACAAUAGUCCUCCCGCCAUGCCAGGACGACAGCGAGCUCUGGUGAUAGACAGCCCUGGCGCGACGCCUGUGCAUAGCCAGGUCCGGUGGCUAAAUAGUCCCAGUGCUUUGCCUCCAAAGAGGCGGCCUUUGUUGGACGAUGUUUUAAGUUCACCGCCUCUGCCAUCGGCGCCCUCUCACUCUCCAGCUCGCACUUUCAAUGACAGCAAUUUCCGCCAUGAUGCACCUGUCAUUCACUAUAUGAAAGGCAGCAUCGAGCCAGUCACUGUUACUUCCAGGAUGCCAAGUCUGGCAGCACUUCUAGAUGAGCUGCCGAUCCAUCAUCCCACCCAUUGGGAACAGGUUCCAGGCUUAUUCCCAGAUACCACACAGCUGCUGCCAAUGGCAGUCCCUGGAGAGACGAAUGCCGCUUCUGGCUCACAAGUGGCCUGCCUCAGUAGAUCAUUUGCGCAGAUCGCAGCAGAGGCAGACAGUUCCAUGGACGAUGAUGAAGGUGAUAGCUUUGCGCGUGAGCUUAACCUCACUGAGGAUAUGCAUGUUGCGAACCUCAAUGCCAGCUCGACCGUGCUCCAAAUGGGGUACAUUCUGAGGGACAUUCAUGGCGAGGCGUAUCGCAGCAACUGA